Suillus subaureus is the source of this 1080-nucleotide messenger RNA. RefSeq lists its product as uncharacterized. Gene Ontology annotation, molecular function: porphobilinogen synthase activity; zinc ion binding. Gene Ontology annotation, cellular component: cytosol. NCBI's taxonomy places the organism in Eukaryota, Fungi, Basidiomycota, Agaricomycetes, Boletales, Suillaceae. Gene Ontology annotation, biological process: heme biosynthetic process. The record is from RefSeq and is a predicted model, not a curated record. Bases 1 to 1080 code for a protein of 359 amino acids. The transcript has 6 exons.
AUGCGACCGGUGACCUAUGCCAGCUACGUAGACGACGAACGCGCUAGUUCAGCCGCAGUCCAAUUGCUAACGUUUGACGUCGACCACAACGACAUGGAUAUCUCUUCAAUCCUCCAGGGUGGAUACCAGCACCCCCUGUCGCGCUCAUGGCAGGGUCGCAGGCAGCUCACAAAGUCCAUGUUCAUGUAUCCCAUCUUCAUCACCGAUGAUCCAGAUGCCAGCGUCGUUAUAUCUUCACUGCCUGGUCAACGCCGCUGGGGUGUCAACCAGCUCGAAUCCUUCCUCGGCCCAUUGGUGAAGAAAGGACUGAAAAGCGUCAUCCUCUUCGGUGUGCCUUUGAAUUGUGAAAAGGAUGGCCGUGGCACCCCAGCAGACGAUCCAUCUGGACCCGUCAUCCAAGCUAUCAAAAAGAUCAGACUCCUAUUUCCAUCAUUGUACAUCGCCUGCGAUGUCUGUCUGUGCGAGUACACCUCACACGGGCACUGCGGUCUGCUCCACGCUGAUGGCACCAUCAACACCAAGCCAUCUGUCCUACGUCUCGCAGAAGUGUCUAUCAGCUACGCCAAGGCCGGCGCCCAUUGCGUAGCUCCCAGCGAUAUGAUGGAUGGGCGUGUCAAGGCCAUCAAGCAGGCACUCAUUGACGCUGACUUAGCCAGUAAAUGCACCCUUAUGAGUUACUCAGCCAAGUUCGCAAGCGCACUGUACGGCCCCUUCCGCGAUGCCGCUGGAAGCGCGCCAUCAUUUGGCGACCGCAAAUGCUACCAACUCCCACCUACUGCCAAGGGACUCGCACGGCGUGCAAUACAACGAGACAUGGUAGAAGGCGCAGAUAUCAUCAUGGUGAAACCUGCGCUUCCAUAUCUCGACAUCAUAUCGGAUGCUGCACAACUCGCACCGGACCAUCCCCUCGCUUGCUAUCAAGUCAGCGGGGAAUUCGCGAUGAUUCAUGCUGGUGCUGCUGCGGGCGUCUACGAUCUCAAAACCAUGGCAUUCGAGACCACGGAGAGUAUGGUCCGGGCAGGUGCUACCCUGAUCUUGUCUUACUUCACGCUGGACUUCUUGGACUGGUUGGAGGUGUAA